AUGGCCGGUAGACUCCACGGCAGCAUUGCGGAGGGCAUCGACGACGCGAUGCUUGAAGCCACGAAGCCGGAGGUCACGGGGACAUACGAUCGAGUCCUCCGGGAGCGCCGCGACGCGUACGUCGACACGACUCACGAACCAGCGGCAAACAAGCUACCGAAGCUCGAGCCUGACUGCAGCUACGGCCCAGCACUCGACAUUGGCGCCAUCAAACCUCCCCACGUCCACAGAACUGAGUUCCAUACGCUCAAGAUUGAGGUCGGCAUCAAUGAAGGCUGGUGA
Messenger RNA from Saprolegnia diclina VS20, 282 nucleotides. RefSeq lists its product as hypothetical. Lineage: Eukaryota; Oomycota; Saprolegniomycetes; Saprolegniales; Saprolegniaceae. The coding region runs from base 1 to 282 and encodes 93 amino acids. The record is from RefSeq and is a predicted model, not a curated record. The transcript has a single exon.